Molecule: messenger RNA, 560 nt
Organism: Macrobrachium nipponense
Lineage: Eukaryota; Metazoa; Arthropoda; Malacostraca; Decapoda; Palaemonidae
Product: procyclic form-specific polypeptide A-beta-like
Exons: 6
Coding region: 79-471 (130 amino acids)
Source: RefSeq, a predicted model, not a curated record
GCCGUCUCAUUCUUGGAAGAGCUCAGUCAAUCUCAUCAGUUCGAGGUGUUAGGUGGUCGGUUUCAACGUACCGCCGAGAUGGUGGUCCGAUCCCUAGCACUGUUCCUUGUCCUUAUCUUCGCCUUCUUGCCAUCGGCCAAGGCUGAGGGAGGAGUAGGUGAACCUUGUCAACAAGACUCUGACUGCCUAGGGACUUUAGUAUGCAAUGGUGCUACUAAUAAGUGUUACGCUGUAGAGGAAGUCUUAGUCCCAGAACCAGAAAUACCACCAGAACCAGAACAAGGACCAGGACCAGGACCAGAACCAGCACCACCCCCAGGUCCAGAACCAGUGCCACCACCAGGUCCGGAACCAGCACCACCACCAGGUCUGGAACCUGUCCACCACCAGGGCCAGAACCUGUCCCACACCAGGACCAGUGCCACCACCAGGGCCUCUAGGAGUAGGCGAACCUUGUCAACAAGACUCUGACUGCCUAGGGACUUUAGUAUGCAAUGGUGCUACUAAAUAAGUGUUACGCUGUAGAGGAAGUCUUAGUCCCAGAACCAGAAAUACCAACC